AUGAUACGCAGCGAGAAGGAGAGCACGCUCCACUUGGUGCUUCGGCUCCGUGGCGGCGCCAAGAAGCGCAAGAAGAAGGUGUACACCACUCCCAAGAAGAUCAAGCACAAGCACAAGAAGACCAAGUUGGCUGUUCUGAAGUACUACAAAGUCGACAGUGAUGGCAAGAUUGAACGCCUCCGUCGCGAGUGCCCCAACGAGACUUGUGGUGCUGGUGUAUUCAUGGCUGCCAUGCAGGAUCGUCAAUACUGUGGUCGCUGCCACCUGACGUAUGUUUUUGGCGAGAAGGACUAA
Messenger RNA from Grosmannia clavigera kw1407, 294 nucleotides. Its product is annotated as ubiquitin. Gene Ontology annotation, molecular function: structural constituent of ribosome. Lineage: Eukaryota; Fungi; Ascomycota; Sordariomycetes; Ophiostomatales; Ophiostomataceae. Gene Ontology annotation, cellular component: ribosome. The coding region runs from base 1 to 294 and encodes 97 amino acids. The transcript is spliced from 3 exons. The record is from RefSeq and is a predicted model, not a curated record. Gene Ontology annotation, biological process: translation.